AUGAAUAAUAUCCGCGUAGCAACUAAAAAAGCGGUUAAUUUUUGUGACUCUCUAAUUAUCGUAAUGGAGGACUACGACUACUUGUUCAAAAUUGUUAUUAUCGGGGAUUCUGGUGUAGGGAAAACAAAUCUUCUUUUGAGAUUUACCAAAAAUGAAUUUCAAAUGCAAUGUGCUUCAACUAUCGGGGUAGAAUUUGCUACAAAAUGCAUAAAGAUUGGUGGAAAGAUUGUUAAAGCUCAAAUUUGGGACACUGCCGGUCAAGAGCGUUAUCGAGCUAUCACGAGUGCUUAUUAUAGAGGCACUGCUGGCGCUUUAAUAGUUUAUGAUACUGCUAAACGUUCCACUUUUGAUCAUAUUCAACGAUGGGUUAAGGAACUGCGCGAGCAUCUUAAUCCGAACACUGUUGUGAUGCUUGUGGGAAACAAAAGUGAUUUACGUCAUCUCAGGGAAGUUUCUAAAGAUACAGCCGAAGCUUUUGCCGAAAUGAACAAAUUUCUUUUUAUUGAGACUUCUGCGCUUGACUCUACUAACGUCGAAGAGGCCUUCACUUAUCUUUUAAAUGAAGUUUAUAAAGUUGCAUCACAAAGGCAUUUGUCCAAUACUGAAGAAGAACUUAAUAACAUUUUGAAGGAAACUGAAAAAAUAAAAUUUCCAAGUUUAGAAUCGCCGAGUGCUCAAAAAAAAUCAUGCUGCUAA
Zophobas morio is the source of this 696-nucleotide messenger RNA. Its product is annotated as ras-related protein rab-11.1-like. Gene Ontology annotation, cellular component: endosome. Gene Ontology annotation, molecular function: GTP binding; GTPase activity. Gene Ontology annotation, biological process: vesicle-mediated transport. NCBI's taxonomy places the organism in Eukaryota, Metazoa, Arthropoda, Insecta, Coleoptera, Tenebrionidae. The record is from RefSeq and is a predicted model, not a curated record. The transcript is spliced from 10 exons. Bases 1 to 696 code for a protein of 231 amino acids.